This is a messenger RNA of Seriola aureovittata, 3287 nucleotides long. RefSeq names its product inter-alpha-trypsin inhibitor heavy chain H3-like. Gene Ontology annotation, biological process: hyaluronan metabolic process. The record is from RefSeq and is a predicted model, not a curated record. NCBI's taxonomy places the organism in Eukaryota, Metazoa, Chordata, Actinopteri, Carangiformes, Carangidae. The transcript is spliced from 22 exons. Bases 3 to 2741 code for a protein of 912 amino acids. Gene Ontology annotation, molecular function: serine-type endopeptidase inhibitor activity.
UCAUGUCUGGACUGUUGGGUGUUCGACUGCUGCUGCUGUGGGGCUGCGCCUGCCUCUGGCUGCCCGGCCUGGCCCGGGGGGCCCUGGUCAUCUCCAAGGACCAUGAAGCUCCACAGGAGUCAAGAGGAGCUGCCAGAUCACUGCAGAAAAGAAGCACAAAUGAGGUCAAGGUGGAGGUGUACAGUGUGACAGUGGACUGCACGGUGACGUCUCGUUUCGCCCACACCGUCAUGACCUCCAAGGCCCUGAACACAGCAAACUCCUCCCAGGAAAUCUUCUUCGAAGUGGAGCUGCCCAAGACCGCCUUCAUCACCAACUUCAGCAUGGAAAUCGAAGGUCAGGUGUAUGCUGGGGAGGUGAAGGAGAAAGAAAAAGCUAAGAAACAAUAUGAGAAGGCUGUUUCCUCUGGACAGACGGCUGGACUGGUCAAGGCCUCUGGGAGGAAGAUGGAGAAGUUUUCAGUGUCUGUCAACAUCGCAGCCAAAAGUAACGUGACUUUCAUUCUGACAUACGAGGAGCUCCUUCAGAGGAAACUGGGCCAAUAUGAGAUUUUAACCCGAGUUAAACCCAAGACACCUGUCCAGAAGUUUGAGAUUGUGGCAAACAUCUAUGAGCCUCAGGGCAUUACUUUCGCUGAUGCCCAUGCAACCUUCCUGUCCAAUGACCUGCUCCCCCUGGUGGAAAAAACUGUCACAGACAAAAAGGCACACAUCUCUUUCUCACCAACUAUGGAGCAGCAGAGGAAGUGUCCCGGCUGCGAUGGCACCCUCAUCGAUGGAGAUUUUAUCAUCAAUUAUGAUGUAAACCGAGCACAGGGCCUCGGUGACAUUCAGAUUGUGAAUGGAUACUUUGUGCACUUCUUCGCUCCCACCGACCUGCAGAGAGUCCCAAAGAAUGUGGUGUUUGUGAUUGACAAGAGCGGAUCAAUGAGUGGAGCAAAGAUGAGACAGACACGAGAGGCAUUGCUGGAAAUCCUCAAAGACAUGCACGAGGAGGACUACUUUGCCCUCAUCCAGUUUGAUUCCAGCAUCAGUUCCUGGAGGGAAUCACUUAGCAAAGCAACCAAGGAAAAUGUGGCCGAAGCCAUGGCCUACGUGAGACAGUUAACGAGCAAUGGAGGAACCAAUAUCAACGAGGCAGUGUUGAGAGGUGUUUACAUGCUGAUCAAAGACAGGCAAGAGGAGAGGCUCCCUGAGAGGAGCAUUGAUAUGAUUAUUUUACUCACUGAUGGAAAUCCAAAUGUGGGAGAGUCUAGCCUCCCGAGGAUCCAGGAGAAUGUGCAUUCUGCUAUUGGAGGAAACAUGUCUCUGUUCUGUCUGGGAUUUGGAAAUGAUGUGGAUUACUCCUUCCUGGAUGUGAUGAGCACACAAAACCAGGGACUGGCCCGCAAGAUAUAUGAAGCUUCAGAUGCAACACUUCAACUCAAGGGUUUCUAUAAUGAAGUGGCCAGCCCUCUGCUCUCGGAGGUGGACCUGCGUUACCCUGACAGUGCAGUGGACUUCGUUACCACCAACCACUUCAGCCAGUUGUUUAAUGGCUCAGAGAUCGUGGUGGCUGGUCGGCUGACAGACAACGACCUGGACAACUUCCUGGUGGAGGUGUUAGGGCAGGGGUUUGAGGAGGACUUCAAAGUGCAGGGCCAGGCCAGUGCUAUUGACUGGGAUGUCAUGUACCCAGACGAGGAGUACAUCUUUGGGGAUUUCACCGAGCGUCUCUGGGCCUAUCUCACCAUCCAGCAGCUACUGGAGAAGAGCAAGAGUGGUUCCCCAGACGAGAAAGGCAACGCCACAGCCAAGGCGCUGGACAUGUCUCUGCAAUACAGCUUCGUCACCCCACUCACCUCCAUGGUCGUCACCAAGCCUGAAACUGAGGACGGAACAGACAGCCCUCUCAUUGCGGAUAAGCUGACUGAGGAGCAAAGACAACAGGCAGAAAGAGUGGCACAUCGAAUGCCAACUCCUGCAGUGUUCUCACAUUACCAGCCACCACCCACAUAUUUUGUGGACGGAGAUCCUCAUUUCAUGAUAGAGCUGCCAGACAGAGAUGACGCUCUGUGCUUCAACAUCAACAACAAACCAGGAACCAUUUUCGCUCUGGUCAGAGACCCAGAAUCAGGUAUUUUGGUCAAUGGCCAGAUAAUUGGAGACAAGAAAAUUCCCCCCAAUGGCAAAAUUAACACGUACUUCUGGCGGUUUGGCAUCGUCCACCAGACUCUGGGCGUGAGGCUGGAGGUGAGCACUCAUGACAUCUCAGUUUUCCAGGACGGCCAAAGGGUCAAGCUGCUGUGGUCUGAUACAGCCUCUCUCAAAGGGCCCAAUGUGGAUCUUCACGUGACCAAGGGUCGCAGCCUAAUGGUAACUCUAAAGGAUUCGGUCAAGUUUAUGAUCCUGCUACACAAAGUGUGGCAGAAGCACCCGUACCACCGGGACUACUUGGGUUUCUACACCCUGGACAGCCACCUUCUCUCCCCUUCUGUUCACGGCCUGCUAGGUCAGUUCUACCAUGGGAUUGAAUAUGAAGUGACAGACCUGCGCCCAGGAGAAGUCCCAGAGAAACCAGACGCCACCAUGUUUGUGAAAGGACGGGCGCUCAAUGUGACCAGAGGCUGGCAGAGAGACUUCAGGACGGAUGUGAAGAACGGAGAAAACGUUCCCUGCUGGUUCAUUCACGGAAGCGGAUCAGGCCUCAUCGACGGAGAUGAAAGGGAUUACAUCGUGUCAGGACUUUUUAAAACUGUUUGAAGACAGGUUAUAUAUCAGUGUCCACCACAGAAAAAUCACCACAAUCAUAGAAUAAAUAUUAAAAUCUGACUGCACUUACACCAUGAAUAAUCUAACAUCACAUACCCAAAGGCAAACAGGCCUCUUCAUGAGCGCAUUUCCUGGAAUCAUAAGAAUAACCCAAUAUAGUGAGAAGUCCUCGGAGACAGACUCAACUGUAUUUUGUAUUGGAAUAAAUGGACACAGAUCUUAAAGAUAGACUCAAGAUAGAUUUAUUCAUUUUAUUUCAGUUUUUCAUUGUUUCCAAUUGUUUAUUAUGACAGAAAAGGCUGUUUAGUGUUAGUGUCACAUCUUUACUUUGGUCAUUCCUCUGUUUUCCCUAAACCCAUGUUUGACUUUGAGAAUUUUUAUAACAAUAUUUUGUUAAUGUCUGGAGCUGACAGGAUGUACAAUGGGAUUUAAACUGUUUCCAAGCAGCUGCAACGCUGAUGAACAGUUCAUGUAAAGUCUAUUGUAGGAUUCCUAAACAACAUGAUACCUAAUAAAUCUUAUCUUGGUGGUAACAAA